Pyrus x bretschneideri (Chinese white pear) is the source of this 3013-nucleotide messenger RNA. Its product is annotated as VPS35 endosomal protein-sorting factor-like. The record is from RefSeq and is a predicted model, not a curated record. Lineage: Eukaryota; Viridiplantae; Streptophyta; Magnoliopsida; Rosales; Rosaceae. Gene Ontology annotation, biological process: endocytic recycling. The transcript is spliced from 23 exons. Bases 99 to 2843 code for a protein of 914 amino acids. Gene Ontology annotation, cellular component: endosome.
AAAACGACUUCUGGGAAAAAACGGCCAAACGGCCGUCGCAAGAUACCAUCUUCCUCCAAAGACAAGGAAGCGGCCUACUGUGCUGUCGAUGCUUGAGCAUGGAGUUCAGACCUCGCAACUACAUCGCCGAAAAAGGAGCCCACGCGCUUCCUCGCGUACUCGCCGACAGCCACCCUUUCUCCGCUCCAUCUUCUCCAUCUCAGCUCCAGGUUGAGGUCGUGGAUGAAGGGAAUGAGGAGUACUUUGACCCCCUCAGAAGGUCAGAUAACAAUGCCGAAGCUUCUAGAGAGGAUUUGGUGGAAAUUGAAACCAGUUCUACUGCAGGACUCUCUGGUGAAGCUUCUAUUCAAAAUCCGUCUAAAGAAUGGUCCUUUUUUAAGAGAUCCCUGAUGCAGAGGUUUCCAGUCUCCAAAACAGUUUUGACUUAUUCAAUGUCCGACAUGAUAGGGAAAGGCAGGAAAACACAUGAGAAAUCUUUGACAAGUAUGCAUUUGGAGGAAUUGGAAGAUCCAGAAAAAUUUGCAGAAGAGGGGGGCAAGGUCAUCACGGGCCAGGAAUAUGUUUCUCGGUUGCAUGAGCUUAAAGCUGAAUUAACUCAUGCAUGGCAUGCCGAUGAUCGUGUUACAUCCCUGAAAUUAUCAAUAAAAGUUGCUAGGCUUUUGAUGGAUACAUCUGUUUUACAAUGUUAUCCUACACUCUUUGCUAUUGCUACGGAUAUUUUGGAUAUUCUUGGGGAUAUGGUAUGGGAGCGAAUCAAGUUGAAAGCUGAAUUUACCGAAGAUGGUACCAGAAUCUUCUCCUUACCAGAGAACUUUUCAGCAAGUGACAUCUGCUUUGAUGCCAAAGAAACUUGCAACAACUGGUUCUGCAAAAUUGGUGCGGUCCGAGAACUUCUUCCACGCAUUUAUUUGGAGCUGGCAUUGUUGCCUUGUUGGCGUUUCUUAGUUGAUCAACCUCUCAACAGUCUCCGUCGCUUGUUAAUGAUGACAAGAGGGUUAGGAGAUCCAUUGGCUUCGGCCUAUUGCCGUCUGUAUAUGGCUCAUUGCAUGAGGAAGUUGCCUUCACAUGAUACAGGAUGUCUGCUCACCUGUGUGAAUGACUUGAAAAUUGUGUCGAUGAGGGUCAUGUCAGCACAGGAAACCUCUCAUGGAGCUGAAAACAGAAGAUUGGUUGUUAGUCUGAUGGAACCAACCAUUGAGUAUAUCAUGAAAUGCAUAUUUAGGGAUGCGUCUGAGAAACAAGUAGGUGAUGUACUCGUUGAGCUUGGAGUUGGGUUGAAUCAAAAGGAGUUGCUUGGAAGGUUCCCAUGUGUCUCGAUCGUUCUUCAUCAUCUACUCAAGCAACUUCCAUCUGAAGUAGUUAGCUCAAGGGCAGUGGAGAUCCUUCAGCUUAUUGAGUGCAGCAGGGAUGAUUCCCUUGAUCAGUGCUUGAAUUACAGGUUACUUGGAUUUAGGCUGUGUGAAAAAUCUCAAAUGGACACUGUCAAUGCUGUAGUGGACAAAAUCAUUGAGGUUAUUAUUGAAUAUGAUGGACUUGAUGACUACUUGAAGGUUGUGGAUGCUUUUGUGGAUAUUGUUCUACAAAAUCAUAUGGAUGACCAUCUAAGCUCCAUUUUAGAAGGCAUUUCAAAACGAGCAUGCACUAAAGGUUUUGCUGAUGAUGACCUGGCAACCUUGCAGUCCAUUUUGGUGAAGCUUCUUUCAUAUUGCAAGGACAUAGAAGACAUAUUUUCCAUGAAUCAUUUUCUCAAGAUCUUGGAUCUGAUGUAUGGAAAUUCGCGAAGCAUCGUCAAUAUCCAUAUCCUUGAUAUGGGGAUAAGGAAGGGUUGUAUACGUGAUCCAAGAACUAUACAGUUUCUUCUUGAAAUUUCUCAGGCUCUGCAUCACGACGAAAAUUUUGUGAAUCUAAAAGAUGAUAACCAACCAGGACGUUUGAUUUCUCAGUUUGUAUCUCUGGUUGAUUAUGGAGCAGAGAUUGAGAGUCAGUUGGCAUUCUUAGUUGAAUGUCGUGGAACUUUUGGUAGCAUACGCGGGCUUAAGGAAACUCUCAUUCACUCCAGUAAUUGUUUAGCGAUUAAGGCUUUGAAAGAUGAGAAACAUCUCAGUUUUGUCAAAUCCUGCAUAGCAUUUUCUGAAGUCACUUUACCUUCUAUUGCAAGCCAGAUUAGGCAGUUAAAUCUUUAUCUUGAGACCGCAGAGGUCGCUCUACUGGGUGGCUUAGUUUCUCAUUCGGAUGGAUUGAUUGAUUCCGCGAUCAACUCUUUGCCAAGUUUAGACAUAAUGGAUGGCUCCAGACUACCAAUUGAUACUGAUGCGGUACUCUCCUCAGUUCAAAAGUUAUUCAGCUUCUUGGUUAUGGUUCCAGGUAAUCCUGAAGAUGGAGUUACGUACUUUCCGAAGAACUUGGUGUUGCUACUUAACUCUCAGUCAUGGAUGACACCAAGAAUGAGGGUGAAAGUUUUUUGUGCAAUUAUUUCUCUGUUAGCAGCACUUUCUCAACGAAAUCUCCCUUAUCAUGCAGAUAGUGGAAAGCUUCUAGGAAAUGACGUAUUGUUCUUUGGUGAUUCAUCAUAUUUACAUGAGCUUGCGUCAUUUUGCGAGUUUGUUCUUCAGAACCUGGUUGAUGCCAUUCAACAAGAACCUUCCAAGGCUGCUCGCGGGAGCAUGGCGCUUGAAGCUUGCAACUGCAUUGCAUCAUCUUUGAUUCUAAGUCAGGAAAUAUCAUCAAUUUGCUCGAAUCUGAUAGAGACCGGCAAGUCGUGUAUGAGCACAAACAACAGAUAUCUGCAAUCGACAAUUAAAUUUAUGGAUCACUUGCAAGAUUCAUCUGUUGCUUUGUGGUAAAAUAUUAACGUCUUCAGUUCGUUGCAUCAUCUUUUUGCGUUUUUCCUCUCCCUGUACAUGUACAAACUUACAGCCAAAAGCCUGUACAAUUGUAACAUAUGCUAACAGACACAAGCCAAAAGCAUUUAUCUUCGAUUACGAAUGUGGUUGCUCGUCUGGUUGCAGUUUGA